This is a messenger RNA of Malus domestica (apple), 1176 nucleotides long. Lineage: Eukaryota; Viridiplantae; Streptophyta; Magnoliopsida; Rosales; Rosaceae. The record is from RefSeq and is a predicted model, not a curated record.
AUGCCGUCCAUUAAGCCCCCUCCUUCUCUCGAUUUCGAUACCUCUGUUUUCACCAAGGAGAAGAUCAACCUCGCUGGUCACAACGAGCUGCCGUAUAUUGUGAGAGGAGGAAGGGAUCUGUUCCACUUGCUGCCCGAUGCUUUCAAGGGUAUUAAGCAGAUUGGUGUUAUCGGUUGGGGUUCUCAGGGACCUGCUCAAGCUCAGAAUCUAAGAGAUUCUCUAGCUGAAGCAAAGUCUGACAUUGUUGUCAAGAUUGGACUCAGGAAGGGUUCUCGUUCUUUUGCCGAAGCUCGUGCAGCUGGUUUCACUGAGGAGAAUGGGACUUUGGGGGAUAUAUGGGAAACAAUCUCAGGCAGUGAUCUCGUGUUGCUACUAAUCCCUGAUUCUGCACAGGCCGAUAAUUAUGAGAAAGUAUUGUCACACAUGAAACCAUAUAGUAUACUUGGUCUUUCAGAUGGUUUCCUUCUAGGGCAUUUGCAGUCAGUAGGACUUGACUUUCCCAAGAACAUCAGUGUAAUUGCUGUAUGUCCCAAGGGGAUGGGUCCAUCUAUAAGAAGCCUUUAUGUCCAAGGCAAAGAGAUAAAUGGUGCGGGAAUUAAUUCCAGUUUUGCAGUCCACCGGGUCAGCUCUCUCUCUCUCUCUGACUACAUAUUUUCUGGCCCAAUAUCCUGGAUACUAAGUGUGCUGUGUUUGUACAGGAUGUUGAUGGUAGAGCCACAGAUGUGGCCCUGGGCUGGUCAGUUGCCCUUGGUUCUCCUUUCACAUUUGCCACUACACUAGAGCAGGAAUACAAAAGUUAAAAAAAAAUUCAUGUAAAAAGUGUGCUGGUAUACAGGUAAAAUAUAAGCCAAACAUUUACAAACCUGAAAAGAAUUGAAUAACCAAAAAAUAAAUGCUAAUCAACUGAAAUCCAAAGAGAAAAUUAAAAAAAAAUUGCCCUAAUUGCAUCUUAAGUUAGACCAAACCCAACUAUGGGAUAAAUGCUAUUUUUUAGGUUUUAUACCCCCCACCCCCCAAAACCCAACCCAACCUAAUCCAUGCUAAAUGUGUGGGCUAAAUGCUAAAAGCCAAAUUCCUCUCAGGAUUUAGCCCAAAAAAUGGUGUGGGCACCACCAGCGGGACCCCACCCAUUUGGGCAUGUUCUUUAGGAUUUAUUAAAUCCAACGGCUGAGAUCG